Messenger RNA from Benincasa hispida (wax gourd), 1222 nucleotides. RefSeq names its product Cwf18 pre-mRNA splicing factor. The record is from RefSeq and is a predicted model, not a curated record. Lineage: Eukaryota; Viridiplantae; Streptophyta; Magnoliopsida; Cucurbitales; Cucurbitaceae. Gene Ontology annotation, cellular component: U2-type spliceosomal complex; post-mRNA release spliceosomal complex.
CUAUGGCUCGUUCCACGAGAAAUGUAUAUCAUAUGGCUUUUGCGCAAGAAAGAAACACUCCGACUCCUUCCUCCCUCCCGCCAUUGCUCGAAGCUUCUGAAGCAUCUCUCGCGACUACAAUCCUCUGAGCAAAAGUGUUAUCCCUCUCGAGUUCUCUAUAUUUUUCGCACAAUAGGCAAUGGCUACUGAAGAAGACUCCGUCGAACAAGUUGCUGCAGCACGUAAAGAGAGAUUGAGAGCUCUAAGAGCUGCUCAGGAAUUGUUAAACGCUUCAGAUGAGAAGAAUUCUGGAGGAGAGGAUAAAGAGAAUGGUGCUACUGCAGAUGCUGAAGAAACUAAUCUUAAUAUGAAAUUUCGGAACUAUGUUCCUCAUGAUAAGGAGCUUCAGGAGGGCAAGCUUGCCCCACCUGUAUUGCCAAAGUUUGAGGACCCUGUUACUACUGAACCUGCACAAUUAAAAGAGGACCCAUUUGUAAAUAUCGCUCCAAAGAAACCAAACUGGGACCUUAGAAGGGAUGUACAGAAGAAGCUUGAUAAGCUUGAAAGACGUACACAGAAAGCAUUAUAUAAGCUUAUGGAGGAACAGGAAAAGCAAAAGCAGUCAGCUGAAGGAGACGACGACCAAAAUGGUGCAGAAGGAUAGUAUGGCACACAAGUUAUGAGCUUCGAUAUUACGGUCUCGUUAAUAUUCAUGACUACUGCGACAUGCUUGGAGAAAUUUGUCACUGAAGUACGAUGGCUUUUCUGGCUUAUAGGGUCAGUUUUUCUGUGACCUUUCUGAUCCUUCUUGGCUACAAAUCUUUUGAUUUAGUUUAUCUAUCGUGGCUCAUGGUGUGUUCCUUGACUAAUUACACCUCAUACGGUAUCUCAUGAUGGAUAGUGAUUUGAAAUUUACCUAUACUAAGAAUAACUUUUUAUUUCACUUAAUCUUCUUCGUGAACCGUGUUUUCCCCCCCAUCUUUGUCUGCUACUUUAUAAUCUACUAUGGACAUUGAUUUCACAAAUGGUUUCAGUCAGACCCCCUUGCAAACGUUCCACGGUUCUUUCACUUGUUUUUGUGUCGUGGCAGCUAUCUAUUUCCAGGUGACGUCAGAGCUGCAAGUAAUAUAUGCAAAUAAAAGGUGAUUGUAUGAUUAUCAUAACUUUGAUUUUUCAAUUUUGAAAAACACGAUUGUUUGACCGAGGUUUCAGUUUUCAAUUUUAAAUUUAACAUUUUUGAAAA